AUGAGAGUAUCGAAAGGAAGAGGUCAGAAAUCAUAUAAAGGUUAUAUAGCCGUUUUUAUUUGUAUGGCUACGAAAGCAAUCCAUUUAGAAGCUGUAAGUGACCUGUCAACAGACGCGUUUCUGGCUGCCCUUAGAAGAUUUUUCGGUAGAAGAGGCAAAAGUUCGCAUUUAUAUUCAGAUAAUGGUACAAAUUUUGUCGGUGCUGCUAAGAAAAUAGAUGAUGAAUAUGAAAAAGCUAUUAGAAAACUUUCAUCACUUGCUGGAACGAUGGCAGCGGAAAAAAUUACAUGGCAUUUUAUUCCCCCGGGAGGUCCUCACUUUGGAGGAAUCUGGGAGGCUGCAGUCAAGUCGAUGAAACAUCAUUUAAGACGAGUCAUUGGUGAAGUGAAAUUAACUUAUGAAGAAAUGUCGACACUGUUAAUUCAAGUGGAAGCAGUGUUAAAUUCUAGACCGUUAUGUGAAGUACGAGAUGAUACAGAGAAUACUGAUGUUUUAACUCCCUGCCAUUUCCUAGUUGGAAGACCUUUAAUUGAUAUUCCAGAGGAAA
Messenger RNA from Teleopsis dalmanni, 547 nucleotides. RefSeq lists its product as uncharacterized. Gene Ontology annotation, molecular function: nucleic acid binding. The annotation marks the transcript as partial. Gene Ontology annotation, biological process: DNA integration. Lineage: Eukaryota; Metazoa; Arthropoda; Insecta; Diptera; Diopsidae. The transcript has a single exon. The record is from RefSeq and is a predicted model, not a curated record.